AUGGUCGCCAGAAUCUACACCUCGCCGUACCCCCCAAUCUCUGUGGCCUCGGAAUCUCUGUUCACGCACCUCUUCUCCGUGACGGGGCCUAACGAAAUCGGCGGUUAUCCUGCUGCACACCCCGCGUUCAUCGAUGCUGCUACGGGCGCGACGGUUUCGCGCGCAUUGCUCAAACAUCUCGCCCUCUCUCUAGGCUACGCCCUGCGAAAUCACCCUCAGCUCAAGCUGACACGCGGUGAUACGGUGAUGAUAUUCUCGCCCAAUUCACUGGCUUUUCCGAUCGCUCUUUUCGGUGCCAUCUCAGGAGGUCUGCGGUGUACUCUAGCCAACAGUGCCUACACAAGCAGAGAGCUGGAACACCAAUACAAGGACAGUGGCGCGAAAGUUAUUCUUGUCGCUGAAGAUGGCGUACCUGUGGCACGGGAAAUGCUGAAGGACCUGGGGCUGGCGAAGAACGAGGUGGAUCAACGCAUCGUGGUUCUUGGAAAUGGACUCCAGUGGGCUGGGAAUCGUAGUACCAAGACCACCGCUGACCUCGGCCUCUUGACCCUGGACGAACUGUUGACGUUGGGGACGCUUCCAUCUGAAGAACGCUUCGAUGGCGCCGACACCCACGAAACGGUCUUACUGUGCUACUCGUCCGGUACGACGGGCAAACCAAAAGGUGUUAUGACUUCACACCAGAAUAUUACAUCUGUGCUCGAUAUGGUCAAACUCGUCUUUCCUCCUCUCGAUCCAGGGAAAGACGUCAUGUUAGGCGUCCUUCCUUUCUACCAUAUAUACGGCGCCGUUAAGUUACUCAACUUCCCCCUCGCUGCCGGUAUUCCUGUCGUUAUUCAAACCAAAUUUGACCCCGUUGCAUUCUGUGAAAACAUUGCGCGCUAUCGCGUAACUGCUUCAUUGAUUGUUCCACCUAUCCUUGUAGUACUUUCACGGCAUCCAGCGGUUGAAAAGAACGACCUAAGUACACUAAAAAUUCUUUUCUCUGGCGCAGCUCCACUAGGAGCAGCACUUGUCAAAGAUCAAGAGUGUUUUGUCACGCAAGGCUACGGCCUAACGGAAACAAGCCCCACAACACAUCUGCUUUCCACCGCAGACUCUGACAGCAAAGUCGGAAGUAUUGGGCUUCUAUUGCCGAAUCUGGAGGCGCGCCUAGUCGUAGAUGGCGAAGGCGACGGUCUCAUAGACGCGGAGGACGGCCAGCCCGGAGAACUUUGGCUUAGAGGCCCGUCGAUAAUGAAGGGAUACCUUAAUAACAAUGUUGCGACGAAAGAUUGCAUUACUCACGACAAAUGGUUCAAAACUGGUGACAUUGGCAUCAGAGAUAAAGAAGGAUACUAUUAUAUCGUCGAUCGACGGAAGGAGUUGAUUAAAUAUAAGCAGUGUCCUAACCUUCCCGUUCUAAAACAGGUACCGCCCGCCGAACUGGAGAGCGUGUUAUUGACACAUCCAGAUAUCGCUGAUGCAGCCGUCAUCGGCGUGUACGACGAGGGGGAAGCCACAGAGUACCCUAGAGCCUACGUCGUCCCUGCCUCACCUGAAAAGGUGACUACGCCUGACCAGAAGCGCGCAUUCGGUAGUGAUGUUGCGAAUUGGAUAAAGACCAAGGUCGCACAGCAUAAAUUCCUUCGCGGUGGUGUUAUCGUUAUAGACGUGAUACCCAAGAGUGCUGCUGGUAAGAUCCUCAGAAGGGAACUUCGUGAACUUGCAAAGGUGGAAAUGGAGAACCAACCUCGCAAGGCGAAGCUGUAG
Messenger RNA from Pleurotus ostreatus (oyster mushroom), 1752 nucleotides. RefSeq lists its product as uncharacterized. The record is from RefSeq and is a predicted model, not a curated record. NCBI's taxonomy places the organism in Eukaryota, Fungi, Basidiomycota, Agaricomycetes, Agaricales, Pleurotaceae. Gene Ontology annotation, biological process: secondary metabolic process. Bases 1 to 1752 code for a protein of 583 amino acids. Gene Ontology annotation, molecular function: CoA-ligase activity. The transcript has 11 exons.